AUGGAAGAGAGAUUGAACUUUGUCGUUAUAUCUAGGAGAGCCAUGGGUGCAUUAGCUAGAGGGGAGAGUGAUCAAAAGGAGAAUCUAUUUCAUGCUAGAUGCAAAAUAUUGGACAAGGUGUGUUCGUUGAUUAUUUAUGGUGGAAGUUGUACCAAUGCGGUGAGCCAAUUCUUGGUUGAAAGUAUGAAAUUCCCCACAAGAAAACAUACUAGUCCUUACAAACUUCAAUGGUUGAAUGAGUGUGGUGAAAUAAGGGUAACCAAGCAAGCUAUUAUUAAAUUUAGCAUUGGAAGGGAUGCCCAACAUAAUGGGAGGUCCAACAAGUAUUCAUUUGUGUUCGAGGGUAGAAAGUACACUCUUGCCCCAUUGACACACUAUCAAGUGAGUGAAGAUUGUCGAAUCAUGAAGGAACUCCAGGAGAGGGUUAAAAAGGAGGAAAUAGAGAAGCGUGAUAAGGGAUCCUUGGUGGCUAUUGGUGGAGAAGGAUCAUCUCAAGAUGGAUCCAAGAGGUGUAUGUUGGCCAAACCAAUUAAUUGUUUGAAAGGAAUUGAUGAAAGGCACUUUAUGGAAUAUGACGAGCUAUUUCUAGAGGAAAUUACCAAUGGAUUACCUCCAUUGAGGGGUAUUGAACAUCAAAUUGACUUUGUGCUGGGUUCACAAAUUCCCAACAAAUCGGCUUAUAGGACCAAUCCGGAAGAAACAAAAGAAUUGCAAAGGCAAGUUGAGGAGAUUCUUGAAACGGGUCUAGUGAAGAAGUGUCUUAGCCCAUGCGCCGUUCUGGUGAUUCUUGUUCCAAAUAAAGAUGGAACUUAG
This is a messenger RNA of Lycium barbarum (goji berry), 813 nucleotides long. RefSeq lists its product as uncharacterized. The record is from RefSeq and is a predicted model, not a curated record. NCBI's taxonomy places the organism in Eukaryota, Viridiplantae, Streptophyta, Magnoliopsida, Solanales, Solanaceae. The transcript is spliced from 3 exons. Bases 1 to 813 code for a protein of 270 amino acids.